Messenger RNA from Saccostrea echinata, 2800 nucleotides. RefSeq names its product inverted formin-2-like. Gene Ontology annotation, biological process: actin cytoskeleton organization. The record is from RefSeq and is a predicted model, not a curated record. Gene Ontology annotation, molecular function: actin binding; small GTPase binding. NCBI's taxonomy places the organism in Eukaryota, Metazoa, Mollusca, Bivalvia, Ostreida, Ostreidae. Bases 1 to 2739 code for a protein of 912 amino acids. The transcript has 14 exons.
AUGGAUGUUAAGGAAAACUCAUUAAAGGAUACGGCAUUGAAGAACACAUCGACUCCAUCAUCUCUUUCAUCAGACGAGGAUAAUAUACAACUUAAACACUCAGCAGGAAAAUUUCGAAAACUGGUGAGAAAAGUCAUUCUACAGAUACGUUCUGAUUCAUUUGAUCCCGAGAAGUCUGUAGACUUGUUAAGAGAUCCUACCCUCAAUGGUUUGUCUGCCCUCAAAAGGAAAAUAAAUGAAAUGGAUACAAAUUGGACUCGAGAAUUUUUAAGUUCCGGUGGACUUGAUGCUUUGCUGGACAUUAUUGAUAUUAUGGGAAACCGGAGAGUUAAAAAAUUCUUUGAAGCGUUAAAACUUUCGGAGUGUGUCGUUUGUAUCACCAAAUUGGUAAAUUCAAAGCAGGGAUUAUCCUUUCUGAUUCAGAAUGGAAGCUACACGAAAAAACUUGUCAAAGCUUUAGAUACCAACCAUGCAAUGGUAAAGAAGCAAGUUUUUGAGCUUUUUGCAGCUCUGUGUGUGUACUCAAAGGAUGGAUACAGUCUAACAGUGGAUGCUCUAGACAGCUACAAGAUAAUGAAGAAACAAAGAUACCGCUUCAGUGUGGUUGUAAAUGAACUAAGAAAGGCGGACUUGAUUCCUUACAAAACCACAUUGAUGGCAUUUGUCAACUGUAUUAUUGUGGCUAAUAAAGAACUGCAGGAAAGAGUGAGAAUUCGCAAUGAGUUUGUCGGUCUUAACAUUUUGGAUAUGCUAAAUGAUUUGAGAAAUAAAGACGAGGAGGAGCUGAUCAUUCAAUGCGAUGUUUUUGACGAUGAGAAGGCGUCAGAUGAUGCAACAAUGGCGGCUUUGAAUCCAGGCGGUAUUGACAUUAACAACGUCAAGGAGGUAUUCAAUGCUCUCUACCACAAGGUUUACAAUACGCCAUUGGCUGAUGUCCUUCUGAGUGUUUUACAUACUCUCUUACAAACAGAACCAGAAAACAAAAUUAGUUACGACCGCUGGAAAUUGAUAGAAACCUCAGUUAGGAACGUGUUUUUGUUGGACAGUAUACAUAUCGACAGAUACGCCGUAUGUGGAAAGGAUACAUUACCACUUCAGUGUUCGGUUUCUGCUCCAUUUCCAGCACCAACACUGCCACCACUAUCUUCAGAAAAAAAUACAAUGUCUCCUCCCCCUCCUCCUCCUCCACCACCAGCACCAAUGCACAAUACAGGGAAUACAUCAACUCCCCCAACUCCACCACCGCCUCCUCCGGUGUCAGGUUUUUCGCAACCACAUCCACCGCCGCCUCCGCCACCUCCCCCGCCUGGCUUAUUGCCACCACCUCCACCACCGCCUCCUCCGCUGUCUGGAUUAUCGCCGCCACCUCCACCACCACCUCCUCCAGGUGGAGCAGUUGUUCCUCCACCUCCUCCAUCCUCAGCCCCAAGCUCUCAGGGAUUUAGUAGCAAAUUGUGUAGUCACACUCCAAAACACAAAAUGAAAACAGUAAAUUGGACUAAAGUUCCCUCCAGAUGUAUAUCAUCGGAUGGAAAUGUAUGGAGUAAAAUUAUGCAUAUGGAGGAUCAACUGCGUGUGAAGCAUGAGGACCUAGAGCUGCUAUUUUGCCGGAAACAAAUCGAGAAGGUUAAAGAAAAUAAAAAAAUUAAGCUUCCGUCAGAGAUUUUGCUUCUAGAUUCGAAACGGAGCAUGAACGUAAACAUCUUCCUGAAACAAUUUAAGUGCAGCCAUAAUGAGAUCUUGUCUAUGAUUGAAGCUGGCGAUGUGGAGACAAUAGGCAAGGAACGCUUACUUGGGCUACAGAAGAUACUUCCGAAAGAGGAUGAGGUCACCAUGCUUGAGGAUUUUAGUGGAGAUAAAGAGAAGCUUGGGAAUGCAGAGAAAUUCUACUUAAAAUUGAUCCAGCUACCCGCCUAUAAAAUCCGUAUCGACGGUCUUGUUCUCAAAGACGAGUUUCGAGUAACACUGGACAAUCUGUUACCAAGCAUCAACGCUGUGGUCAAAGCAUGCCAGUGUCUUCUGGAAAAUAAGACCCUCAAAGUGUUCUUACGCUAUGUUUUACAUACUGGAAAUUUCAUGAAUGCGGGUGGAUAUGCUGGAAAUGCAGUGGGUUUCCGGAUAAAUUCUUUAAAUAAACUGAUGGACACCAGAGCCAACAAACCGAGGGUAACUCUUCUGCACUAUCUUGUUGAGGAAGCUGAAAAAGAGGACGGCAACGCUUUAACUUUUGUAGAGGAGUUGUCUCCAUAUCUGGCUAUAGCCUCAAAUUUGACAGUGGACGCAUUGAUAACGGAAGUAAGACAGGUGAAAAGCAGUGUUUCCAAUCUCAAGAAAAAUCUGAAGAAGUGUCCUAGUGAUGUCAAGAAACAACUCGAUAUAUUUGUGCAGGCUGCGGAAAAGGAAAUGAGUUCAUUGGAUGAGUAUUUAGAGACUAUAACAGAUCUGACAAAACAACUAGUCUGUUACUUUUGUGAAAAAGAGAAAAGUUUCAAACUUGAUGAGUGUAUAGAGGACAUGAAUACAUUUUGUUCCUGUGUAAAGGAAUGUCAAAAGGAAAAUUUACAACGGAUUCAGCAAGAACAAAGGGCAGAACGACGGAAGAAACAAGACCAAGAGAUGGCAAAGAAACAUGCUAAGCACACUCCAUCAAAGAAGGAGCCAAUGGAGGAUGAUUGUAUUAUAGAUCGAUUACUGGAGGAUAUACGGAAGGGACACAAACUACGAAACACGCGACAAUAGACAUUGUUACGAAAUUUGAAAUAAUUUCUUUCUUUGUAAAAACAAAACUUCCCUCUCUCUC